AAAUUCGAAAGUGAAAGUAAAACUGCGACAACUAGGCACAGUACAUGUAUUGUUCUACGGUCUUGUCGGGGGAAGAUCAGGUCUAGUUAUUCGCAUAAGUGUGAUUGAGAUAUAUGAUAAAGGAUUGUAAUCAUUAUUUUCUGAACUAAUAUUUCCCGACUUCAUUUGGAUGUCGUGAUUUUUCAGAGAUUUUACGCACGACAUGCCACCUUGCGUUAUUGAAAAAAACAGCUCGAGGGCCCUGUAUACAGUUAUGUGGUUGUACAUAUUGGCAGCUUGGGGUGUGUCUCUCUCCACUGCCACUUCUGAAAUGUUCACGUGUUCGGUACCCGUGGAUCCGGUCUCUGCACGGUUGGGACAUGUUGCCACCAUGCCAUGCUGGCUCACCCCUUCCAUGAACGCAGAGGGCCUGGAGGUGCGUUGGUACCAGCCCAAAGAUUUCGACAACCCGGUCUUGCACUACAGAGAGAGGAAGAUCCAGGAAGCAUCACAGCAGUCCCAAUACGUGGGCCGCAGCUCCCUGGGGCUCCGGGAGGUUACAUCAGAAGGGCUGAAGGGAGGGGAUGUGACGUUGAAGCUGGUUAAUGUCACUCUGAGAGACCAAGGGGAGUAUGUGUGUUACGUCAGCAGUAACCAGGGGUAUGAGAUUGCCAGUGUCUUUCUCAAUGUGACUGUGAUGGGCACCCCUCCUCUCCUCUCAGCAGUCAGAACAGAUGCUGACUCUGUGAAUGUGAGCUGUGUUUCCCAUGGAUGGAAGCCAAGGCCCAGGCUACAGUGGUCAGAUGGGAGGCAGACUCUGAAACCUGAGAAGCUGGACUACAGCAGUGGUGCCCAUGGUCUGGUGUCUGCCCACAGCUGGGUCCUCUCUUCCUCCUCCAGUGCUCCCUGGGUAUCCUGUUCUCUGGUUCUGUCUGAAGGGGAGGAGAUGGAGGGAAGAGUAGACCUACGGAACCUUGCGGCUGUACCAGAGACUUCAUCAGGACUGCAAACAGCUGUCAUCAUUUUAGCUCUACUUCUGCUCCUGUCCGUUGUCUUCAUCGGUGUGCUCUACAAAAAGAGAGGAAACAAAUCAACACAUGUGCUCAAAGGAGAUAUAGUGGAUAUCGAGACUAUGAGACAACCUGAAGAUUUAGUGGAUAUAGAGAAUAUGAGACAAGCUGGAGUGGAUGUCACAUUGGAUCUCAAGACAGCUCCUCCUUAUCUGACAGUUGGUUUAACUGGUAAAAUUGUGAGAGACAGUAAAGAUAAUUCAUGUCCUCCGGGUGAGCAUGCUUAUAUACUUGGAACUCAUGGUUUUACCUCGGGCAGCCAUGCUUACUGGGAGGUUAGACUGGAUAAGGAGAAGGUAGGUGUUAAAGAAUCCUGGUGGGUUGGACUGGCAAGUGGGCUUGUUAAAAGACAAGGUGAUGUACCAGCCACACCUUCCAAUGGUUUCUGGUUCCUGUCCUCAGACAAAGAGAAAGGCUUACGGCUUAAUAUGGCCCCCGACAUCCUACUUCCUGCCAAUCCUAGACCUCAGAUACUAGGUGUGUAUUUGGACUAUGACCAAGGAGUACUCUCUUUCAUCAACGUAAAAGACAAUAAACUGAUUGUCACUGUGAGAGCCAUGUUCAUUGGGGAGCUGUUUCCUCUUUUUAACCCAGGUCAAGGUGACACAGCCCCUAUGACGAUAUUAGAUGCUAGCCACUAUAAAACAAAACCUGUAGAAGUUUCUGUUUCUGAAAGAGAGAGUAAAGUCGCUACACCUGCUGAAGAGGCUGAGACUGAUGCCCUUCUAGCUUCUAACCAUAGUCGCAAUCAUCAGACUUCUGAAUCCAAAGACUGUCUUUAAAUGUCUGUAACACAAUGAAAACUACAGCACUAUAUAUUAACACAUUGUUUUAUGUAUCUAGUGCACUUCAUAUUAGGGUGUGUACAGUAGUAUUCUGCACUGGUCCAAUUCAUCAUCAUCUCCUUGCUCUUCUCCUUUGUCUGCAGUGCAAUUGGAUUUGAUUUGACUACCGUGGAAACAUAUGAUUGGUGAAAGCAGUGUAGUAGGUGGAUGUAGUGGAAGGAUGGAUGGAUAUAUAUUGUAGAUGGAUGGAUGUAGUAGGUAGAUGGAUGUGGUAGAUUGAUGGAUGUGGUUGAUGUAGUGGAUGGAUGGACGUAGUAGAGAUAUAGUAGAUGGAUGUAGUGGCUGGAUGGAUGUAGUAGCGAUAUAGUAGAUGGAUGUAGUGGAUUUAUGGCUGUAGUAGCGAUAUAGUAGAUGGAUGGAUGUAGUAGAUGGCUGGAUAUAGUGGAUGGAUGUAGUAGAUGGAUGGAUGUACCGUAGUAGAGAGAUGUAGUUGAUGGAUGGAUGUAGUAGAUGGAUGUCUACAUGGUGUUUGGUUUGACCAUCCCCUGUUUUUCACAGCAGUGCAGAACAGGAGACGGAAAGAGAAGCUCCUUGCAAUAUAGCCGCUUUCUAAGGUGCUCACUAUUAUUAUUUUAAUGGUAGAGCCAUCUGGUGACAUUUCAUUUGAAACCGUAGAUUUUCCCCUGUUACAGUUUGCAAUAUAGAGCAAUGUACUGCUCACUAGAAAAUAUCAGAUUAUACUGACUGGAAUAUGUGCAUUUAACAACAAAAAAGAGUUGGCUCUUUUUUCAACAGCCAACUGGAAAACUUAGCCAUCUUUCUAGGGCUCCAUCUUUCCGACUUGAAGUUCAUUGACUUAAUGAUUUGACCUCGUUUUUUUCCCCAAGUUCCCAGUUAUCUUUGAAGCAACAUGAAAAUAAAAAGCGAAUUAUUUCAAUUUACGCUCAGCUGUGAGUCGCAAGUGCUACACCAACUGAUCUAUUUCGUCAAUCAAAGCUUGAGAUUUGAAAUGUAAUAUUGUCUGAGAGGAACAAUAUUGGCAGUCUAGGGCCGUAGCCAAUAUCCUCUGAUAAUGUAUUAGGCCUCCUGAAAAAAAUCUAAUUCCUAACAGAACUGUUUUUAUAAUGUUAAUGUAAAAAUCUUCAAAUCAUGUUAAAAAGAAAAAAAUCUGAAAAGUUGAUCUCGGCAUGCAAUAUGUUUUCUGGUUGUGGGAGUCUCACCUGGUCCAAUGGUCAAACAGAAACAGUUUUCUUAGCCUGCGUUUACACUAUUUGGUGUUUUGACCAAUCAGACCAGGUCUGAAAAGAUCUGAUGAGAAAAUAUCUGAUGUAAUUGGUCGAAAUACCAAUUAGUGGGAAAAAAUAUGAAUUACUGAGGAUAAUAGGCCACUCCUAUUUGCCAUAGCUGUAUACCAUCUAUUGCAUCUUGCAUCUAUGCCAUUCGAUCAUCGCUCAUCCAUAUGUGUACAUAUUCUUAUUCCAUCCCUUAACUUAGAUUUGUGUGUAUUAGGUAGUCGUUGUGGAAUUGUCUUGGCCAGGUCGCAGUUGUAAAUGAGAACUUGUUCUCAACUGGCCUACCUGGUUAAAUAAAGGUGAAAUAAAAAAUAUAUUAAAAAAAUUAAGUCAUUGAGACAUUUUACAACAAAUUUAGACAUUUUACAACAUGUCACAAUCAAAUCAAAUCAAAUUGUAUUUGUCACAUGCGCCGAAUACAACAGGUGUAAACCUUACAGUGACAUUCUUACUUACAAGCCCUUUUUCAACAAUGUUGUUUUAAGAAAAAUACCCCCAAAAAACAAGAAAUAUAAGUAACAAAUAAUUAAGAACAGCAGUAAAUAACAAUAGUGAGGCUAUAUACAGGGGAUAUACCGGUACAGAGUCAAUGUGGAGGCUAUAUACAGGGGAUACCGGUACAGAGUCAAUGUGCGGGGCACCGGUUAGUCAAGGUAAUUGAGGUAAUAUAUACAUGUAGGUAGAGUUAUUAAAGUGACUUAUGCAUAGAUAAUAACAGAGAGUAGCAGGGGGUAGAAGCCUCUUGAACCUAGACUUGGCGCUCCGGUACCACUUGCCGUGUGGUAGCGAAAGACAACAGUCUAUGACAAUUUUUAGGUCCUUCCUUUGACACCGCCUGGUUGUAAAUUGACAGUUAGAUUUACAGGUUAUGUCGUUGUCUUUUGUUUGAAUUAUUUACAUGUCCGCUGUGCGGGGGAAAUGAUAAUGAAAGCGGAACUACGUAGCUAAUACUGUUGUAUCGGGGAUCCUUAUUGCAGCAACACACUUUUGGAGGGAAGGCAAUCCUGCGCUGCAUUAGCUAAGUUUUCAUGUCAUCGAGUGUAGUUCAUAAAGGUUGAAGAGUGUAUGUUAGGAUGAAGUGUGAAUUCAUGCCAGGAAUAAUAAGUGUGAAGUUUGAUUUCCUCCCUUCUGUAAUAAGCAGCCAAUGAGGUAUUUUUCCUUCAUACAUGUGUUUAAUCUGAACCCGUUAUAACGCCGGUUAUACUGUUUAUGUAUGUAAGCACUUCAGAGUUAUACCAAGCUAAUAAGUCACUCGUAAGAUAAGGUUGUAAGAGUGUGCUUAACUGUAUUUUUCAUUUACUUUAUAGUUCUCACGGAAGGUGAUAAUUCUGACUAAAACUACAGAAUAAAACCGCCAGUUAAAAUCAAGGAACGGUUGUGCUCGUGGUUACAGAAGGGAGCUACACUGGUAUAGAGGUCCUUGAUGGCAGGAAGCUUGGCCCCAGUGAUAUACUGGGCCGUUCGCACUACACUCUGUAGUGCCUUGCGGUCGGAGGCCGAGCAGUUGCCAUAUCAGGCAGUGAUGCAACCAUACUCUCGAUGGUGCAACCAUACUCUCGAUGGUCCAGCUGUAAAACCUUUUGAGGAUCUGAGGACGCAUGCCCAAUCUUUUUAGUCUCCUGAGGGGGAAUAGGUUUUGUCGUGCCCUCUUCACGGCUGUCUUGGUGUGCUUGGACCAUGUUAGUUUGUUGGUGAUGUGGACACCAAGGAACUUGAAGCUCUCAACCUGCUCCACUACAGCCCCGUCUAUGAGAAUGGGGGCGUGCUUGGUCCUCCUUUUCCUGUAGUCCACAAUCAUCUCCUUAGUCUUGAUCACGUUGAGGGCGAGGUUGUCCUGGCACCACACUGCCAGGUCUCUGACCUCCUCCCUUUAUGCUGUCUCGUCAUUGUUGGUGAUCAGGCCUACCACUGUUGUGUCGUCGGCAAACUUAAUGUUGGUGUUGGAGUCGUGCCUGGCCGUGCAGUCAUGAGUGAACAGGGAGUACAGGAGGGGACUUGAGAACACAAUCUGAACGUCUGGGAACAUUUUCACGUUAGGAAUAUUUUUUACACAUUAGUUAGGAUGUUUUAAUUUUUGAUAGGAUGUUUCCAAAUAUAUAUUUUGUGAUUUUUCUUUAGUAUUGACAACAUUUCUAAUUCCAUGUAUUAGCUACAUUUGUAUAAUGUCAAGUAAAAUGUAACGUGGCAGUUAAGAAUGUGUUUCUCGUAAAUGUAAAAAAUUUAUGACAUUUUUUACAAUGGUUUUAUUUUUCAGUAAUGUUGUGGUAGUGCUACUGUUUUUCCUGCAUUAUGUCAACAUAAUGUAGCAAAUACUUCAGAAUUUUUACACUUAAUAAGUUGUCACAUUUUUUUAUUGUUGAUUAGUAAUUAUGUACACUGUGCCAGUAUGAUAUUGUAAAUGACAAAAAAAAGGAAUAAAAAACAAAUGGCGUCAUAAACAAA
Oncorhynchus kisutch (coho salmon) is the source of this 5568-nucleotide messenger RNA. RefSeq names its product butyrophilin subfamily 1 member A1. The transcript is spliced from 9 exons. Gene Ontology annotation, molecular function: signaling receptor binding. Lineage: Eukaryota; Metazoa; Chordata; Actinopteri; Salmoniformes; Salmonidae. Gene Ontology annotation, cellular component: external side of plasma membrane. The record is from RefSeq and is a predicted model, not a curated record. Gene Ontology annotation, biological process: T cell receptor signaling pathway; regulation of cytokine production. Bases 203 to 1831 code for a protein of 542 amino acids.